Molecule: messenger RNA, 552 nt
Organism: Daldinia childiae
Lineage: Eukaryota; Fungi; Ascomycota; Sordariomycetes; Xylariales; Hypoxylaceae
Exons: 3
Coding region: 1-552 (183 amino acids)
Source: RefSeq, a predicted model, not a curated record
AUGAAGUGGCCCGUCAGCCUUCUCCCUCUUGGCCUUCUUGCCACUUUCGCCUCCGCUGCCCCGCUUAUGGAGCGACAGCUCGACCUCUAUGAGCUCCAGAUCUCUUGCCCGGCUAACAAGAAAGUCGACGGCCGUUUCCUUUCGCUAAAGAACAACACGUUGGGUGUUUUCGACGGAGAUGAUGUCUCCCCUGUCAAGGUCUACACUGUAGACAGUGAAAAGCAGGGGUGCAAUGAGCUACACACGUACCCAGUUGGCAUUGUCGACCACUCUAUUGGGCUCAUGGGUCCUCCUGAUCUGUUGACUCUUGUCGACAUGAUGAACCCGCAAACCGUCAAGCCUGGUGAAGGAGACAUUGCCCAGUGGGACACUUUCCAGCUUACGGACGGCAAGGUUACCAACAAUGCUGAAGGACAAUGGCUAGCAUUUCCGAACGGCCACGAUACUUGGAAGGUCAAAUGGACUGAUGGCUCGGCUGUUAUCACCACCGACUUCAUGGUUGUUGACGUUUUACUUAAGAGUGCUGGCGAGGGUCGUUAUAACGGGGACUAA